ACCACAUGGAGAGCCCAAACACCAAAUCUUCUCAAAAGCUUGUGAGGAGCAGUUCACAAUCUCCAAUCCAAUCUCCUGGAAGAACAGUGAGAUCAAGUUCUCCUCUAUAUCAAUCGAUGAAAAAUAAUGAUGUGUUGAGAUAUGAGUCAAAGGAGAAAUCAGUUGACAAAAACAAGGCUCAACAAAAGUCAUUAGCAAAGGAUAAUAUAAAACCAGUGGAGAUCAAACUUCAUACUCAACAAAGAGCAAGAAGACGUGCUUUAUUCAAUUACUCAAUGGAAACCAAAUCUUACUUCAUAGAGCAACAGAAGAAAACAGUAGAGAAAGUACAAAAGAUGAUAGAAGAAGAAGAAGUUCGUUUGCUAAGAAAAGAAAUGAUACCAAGAGCUCAAUUGAUGCCAUUUUUUGAUAAGCCCUUCCUUCCACAGAGAUCAACAAGGCCAUUGACUAUUCCAAAAGAACCAAGUUUCAUGUUGAAUGGCAAAUGUUCUAGCUACAUGAACUUCUCAAUGUUCAACACUAUGAAGCAAGUCAAGUGAAUAGUCAUGAAGGCAAAAUGAAGCUAGUUUCAUAAUUGUCAAUGUUGUCUAUUGU
This is a messenger RNA of Solanum verrucosum, 594 nucleotides long. RefSeq names its product protein WVD2-like 6. The record is from RefSeq and is a predicted model, not a curated record. Gene Ontology annotation, cellular component: mitotic spindle; nuclear microtubule. Lineage: Eukaryota; Viridiplantae; Streptophyta; Magnoliopsida; Solanales; Solanaceae. The transcript has 7 exons. Gene Ontology annotation, molecular function: microtubule binding; protein kinase activator activity. Bases 6 to 539 code for a protein of 177 amino acids. Gene Ontology annotation, biological process: activation of protein kinase activity; mitotic spindle assembly; regulation of mitotic spindle organization.